AUGGGAACUGCUUCGCGGCAGUUCAAGAUUAUGCUCAGAAAGAACUGGCUCCUCAAAAUUCGUCAUCCUUUCGUUACUGCUGCUGAGAUUUUGCUCCCUGCGAUUGUGUUGAUGCUGUUAGCAGCUGUAAGAACAAGAGUGGAUACACAAAUUCAUCCAGCUCAAUCGCACAUUCAAAAAGAUAUGUUUGUAGAAGUGGGGAAAGACACCGAAGAAACAAGGAUGAUGAUAGAUGUGCUGUCGAUCAAAUUUCCGAUUUUGAAGCUUGUUAGUAUUGUAUACAAAGAUGAGUUAGAGUUGGAAACAUACAUCCGGUCAGAUGCUUAUGGUACCUGUAAUGACAUAAGGAAUUGUUCAGAUCCCAAAAUUAAAGGAGCAGUUGUGUUUUAUGAACAAGGUCCUCAGUCAUUUGAUUAUAGCAUACGCCUCAAUCAUACAUGGGCUUUCUCCGGUUUUCCGGAUGUUACAACAAUAAUGGAUACAAAUGGCCCUUUUCUCAAUGACUUGGAACUUGGUGUUAGUGCUGUACCAACAAUGCAAUACAGCUUCAGUGGGUUUUUGACACUCCAGCAAAUGGUUGAUUCAUUUAUAUUAUUUAUAGCCCAACAACCUGAAUUAAACUCAAAUGCCGAAACUGUAAAGCUUCCUCUUCUAGGAUUUAAUGACACUGAUUCCUCGCUAAAAGUUCCAUGGACUCAGUUUAACCCUACUAACAUACGAAUAGCUCCAUUUCCCACUCGAGAGUACACUGAUGACCAAUUCCAAGCAAUAGUAAAGAAAGUCAUGGGAAUAUUGUAUUUAUUGGGGUUUCUCUAUCCAGUUUCUCGCCUGAUAAGUUAUUCAGUGUUUGAGAAGGAACAAAAGAUCAAAGAAGGACUCUAUAUGAUGGGCUUAAAAGAUGGCAUAUUUCAUCUCUCUUGGUUUAUCACAUAUGCUUUGCAGUUUGCAAUUUCUUCUGCGGUCAUUACAGCUUGCACCAUGGAUAAUAUAUUCAAAUAUAGUGAUAAGACACUGGUGUUUGCAUAUUUCUUCAUUUUUGGGCUUAGUGCAAUCAUGCUGUCAUUUUUGAUAUCCACCUUUUUCAAAAGGGCCAAAACAGCUGUAGCUGUUGGAACUCUGUCAUUUCUUGGUGCCUUUUUCCCUUAUUACACUGUCAACGACGAGGGAGUCUCUGUGAUCUUGAAGGUUCUUGCUUCUCUACUUUCACCUACGGCAUUUGCUCUGGGUUCUGUCAACUUUGCUGAUUAUGAGCGUGCUCAUGUUGGGCUUCGUUGGAGCAACAUAUGGCGGGAGUCCUCUGGAGUGAACUUUUCUGCAUGUCUUCUAAUGAUGAUACUUGAUACACUGCUCUAUUGUGCAAUUGGACUGUAUUUCGAUAAGGUUCUUCCAAGAGAGUAUGGACAGCAAUAUCCAUGGAACUUUAUUUUCAAAAAAGAUUUCUGGAGAAAGAAAAAAAUUGUAAAUAAUUGUUCCUCCAGUUUUAAAGUUAAAAUUGCUGGUAGUAGUUCUGAGCCAGAAAGGAAUCUUUUGGGGCAAGAUACUACCAAUCCUGCUAUAGAAGCAAUAAGCUUAGACAUGAAACAACAGGAGCUUGAUGGCAGGUGCAUUCAAAUCAGGAAUUUGCAUAAAGUGUAUGAUACUAAAAAAGGAGAUUGCUGUGCUGUUAACUCAUUACAACUGACAUUAUAUGAAAAUCAGAUUCUUGCUCUUCUAGGACAUAAUGGAGCUGGGAAAAGCACGACAAUAUCAAUGCUUGUUGGUCUUCUUCCUCCUACUUCUGGGGAUGCUUUGAUUUUUGGAAAGAACAUUGUCUCCGAUAUUGAUGAGAUACGGAAGGUUUUGGGUGUCUGUCCACAACAUGAUAUACUCUUUCCUGAAUUGACUGUGAGAGAGCAUUUAGAACUAUUUGCUAUAUUAAAGGGUGUGGAGGAAGACACUCUGGAGAAUGUUAUUAUUAAUAUGGCUGAUGAGGUGGGCCUGGCUGAUAAAAUCAACAAUGUUGUGAGAUCUCUUUCUGGUGGCAUGAAGAGGAAAUUGUCUCUUGGAAUUGCAUUAGUUGGAAACAGUAAGGUUAUAAUUCUUGACGAGCCUACAAGUGGAAUGGAUCCAUAUUCAAUGCGAUUGACUUGGCAGUUAAUAAAAAAAAUUAAGAAGGGCAGAAUAAUUUUGCUUACAACACAUUCCAUGGACGAAGCAGAUGAACUAGGUGACCGGAUAGCCAUCAUGGCCAAUGGUUCUCUGAAAUGCUGUGGAAGCUCCCUUUUCUUGAAGCAUCAUUAUGGAGUUGGUUACACUUUAACUCUUGUGAAGUCUACUCCUGCUGCUUCUAUAGCUGGUGAUAUUGUACACCGAUAUAUUCCAACAGCAACUUGUAUAAGUGAGGUUGGAACUGAGAUUUCCUUCAGACUCCCUAUGGCAUCCUCCUCAACCUUUGAAAGGAUGUUCAGGGAAAUUGAAGGUUGCAUGAAAAAGCCAGUUUUAAGGAUGGAAAUAAGUGGCAGUUAUGAAAAAGACUGUCACGGUAUUGAAAGUUAUGGUAUAUCUGUAACAACCCUUGAGGAGGUAUUCUUGAGAGUUGCUGGAUGUGACUAUGAUGAAGUUGAAUGCUCUGAAGAAACUAACCGCUCCCUUAUAUCAGAACCUGUAGUUUCUCUUACUUCUGAUGAUCGUCCAUCCACAAAAAUAUGUUAUUAUAAAGUUUUUGGAAAUUAUAAGAAGAUUAUUGGCUUCAUGUCUAUGAUGGUGGGGAGAGCUUGUGGUUUAAUAUUUACUGCAGUUAUUAGUUUUAUCAACUUCAUAGGCAUGCAGUGCUGUAGCUGUUGUCUCAUUACUACGUCCACUUUUUGGCAACAUUCUAAAGCUUUAUUUAUUAAGAGGGCAAUAUCUGCUCGCAGAGAUCACAAAACAAUUAUGUUUCAACUAAUAAUUCCCGCUCUCUUCUUGUUUAUUGGUCUUUUAUUUAUGGAGCUCAAGCCACAUCCUGAUCAGAUUUCACUGACUCUUUCAACUUCUAAUUUUAAUCCUCUAUUGAGCGGUGGGGGUGGGGGUGGUCCAGUUCCGUUUAACCUAUCUUUUCCAAUUGCAGAAAAGGUAGCACAAAAUGUCAAAGGAGGUUGGAUUCAAAGUUGUAGCCCAAGCUCAUACAAAUUCCCCAAUUCAAAAAAGGCAUUAGCUGAUGCAAUGGAAGCAGCUGGGCCAACUUUAGGACCUUCUCUACUUUCAAUGAGUGAAUAUUUGAUGUCUAGCUUUAAUGAAUCCUACCAAUCUAGGUAUGGUGCAAUUGUGAUGGAUGAUCAAAAUACCGAUGGAAGUUUAGGCUAUACUGUAUUACACAACUUUUCUUGUCAGCAUGCUGCUCCCACCUUUAUCAAUUUGAUGAAUUCUGCAAUUCUUAGGCUUGCUACUCAUGACAUGAAUGCCACAAUUCAGACACGCAACCACCCUCUACCAAUGACACAAAGCCAGCACUUACAACGUCAUGACCUUGAUGCUUUCUCUGCUGCCAUCAUUGUCAACAUAGCCUUCUCUUUCAUUCCUGCCUCAUUUGCUGUUUCAAUUGUUAAGGAACGAGAAGUGAAAGCUAAGCAUCAACAACUAAUCAGUGGGGUUUCAGUCCUUUCAUAUUGGGCCUCUACAUUUAUUUGGGACUUCGUGAGCUUCUUGUUUCCGGCCUCUUUUGCCAUAGUUCUCUUUUACAUCUUUGGUCUGGAUCAGUUUGUUGGGGGAGUUUCUUUGUUACCAACUAUCAUCAUGCUUUUGGAAUAUGGACUUGCUAGUGCUUCGUCAACUUAUUGCCUUACAUUUUUCUUUUUUGACCACACUGUGGCCCAGAAUGUGGUUCUCCUGGUUCACUUUUUUUCUGGAUUGAUACUAAUGGUUAUCUCAUUCGUUAUGGGACUCAUCCCAUCCACAAUAAGCGCCAAUUCUUUUCUUAAGAACUUUUUCAGAAUAUCUCCUGGAUUUUGUUUUGCUGACGGACUUGCUUCAUUAGCUCUUCUCCGGCAAGGAAUGAAAGAUAAAACAAGUGAUGGAGUGUAUGACUGGAAUGUUACGGGUGCCUCCAUUUGUUAUCUUGCUGUUGAGAGCGUUGUUUAUUUUUUAUUGACACUCGGGCUUGAAAUUUUUCCUUCUCUCAAAUUGACUCCGUUCAUGAUCAAGAAGUGGUGGGGGGAUAUUAAUAUGUUCCCACAUAAUUCUACUUAUCUGGAACCUUUAUUAGAACCUCCUGAAACUGUUAUUACGGACCUCAACGAAGACGUGGAUGUGAAAACAGAAAGAAAUAGAGUACUCUCAGGCUCCAUUGACAAUGCCAUUAUCUACUUGCGCAAUCUUCGCAAGGUGUAUUCUGAAGAGAAGAAACAUGGGAAAAAGGUUGCAGUAGAUUCAUUAACCUUCUCAGUUCAGGAAGGAGAAUGUUUUGGCUUUUUAGGAACAAAUGGAGCUGGAAAGACCACAACACUUUCUAUGUUAUGCGGGGAAGAAUCUCCUUCUGACGGGACUGCUUUUAUUUUUGGCAAAGAUAUAUGUUCCCAUCCCAAGGCUGCUCGUAAACAUAUUGGGUAUUGUCCACAAUUUGAUGCUCUGUUGGAAUUCUUAACUGUAAAAGAGCAUCUUGAGCUCUAUGCUAGAAUAAAAAGUGUUCCAGACUACACAAUAGACAAUGUUGUUAUGGAAAAGUUGGUAGAGUUUGGCUUAUUGAAGCAUGCUAAUAAACCAUCAUUUUCACUUAGUGGAGGGAAUAAAAGAAAACUAUCUGUUGCAAUUGCAAUGAUUGGAGAUCCUCCUAUUGUCAUUCUUGAUGAACCAUCCACAGGAAUGGAUCCCAUUGCCAAAAGGUUCAUGUGGGAUGUAAUAUCUAGAAUCUCAACUAGACGAGGAAAGACUGCAGUUAUUCUUACUACCCAUAGCAUGAAUGAAGCUCAAGCCUUGUGUACCAGAAUAGGGAUUAUGGUUGGUGGACAACUAAAAUGUAUUGGAAGCCCGCAGCAUCUAAAGACAAGAUUUGGCAAUCAUCUAGAACUAGAGGUAAAACCCACUGAAGUGAGUUCUGUGGACUUGCAAGCACUGUGCCAAGCUAUUCAGGAAAUGCUUUUUGAUGUCCCUUCUCAACCUAGAAGCUUACUUAAUGACCUUGAAAUUUGCAUUGGGGGUGCUGAUUCCAUCGCCUCAGGAAAUACCUCCAUUGCAGAGAUUAGCUUGAUACCAGAUAUGAUAGGCUUAAUUGGACGAUGGCUUGGCAACGAAGAAAGAGUGAAGACUCUAAUGUGCUGUACACCUGUCUAUGACGGGGCCUCUCAGGAACAGUUAUCUGAACAAUUAUUUCGAGAUGGUGGUAUUCCAUUGCCAGUAUUUUCUGAGUGGUGGUUGUCCAAACAAAAAUUCUCAGAAAUUGAUUCAUUUAUUCUCUCUUCAUUUCGUGGAGCAAGAUGCCAAGGAUACAAUGGUUUAAGCAUCAGAUACCAGUUACCUUAUGACGAGGACAUUUCUCUGGCAGAUGUUUUUGGACUUCUUGAAGCAAACAGAGAUAGGUUAGGAAUUGCAGAGUACAGCCUCAGCCAAUCAACUCUGGAGACAAUAUUUAAUCAUUUUGCAGCUAAUUCUUGA
This is a messenger RNA of Vicia faba (fava bean), 5604 nucleotides long. NCBI's taxonomy places the organism in Eukaryota, Viridiplantae, Streptophyta, Magnoliopsida, Fabales, Fabaceae. The record is from the annotation of a GenBank genome assembly.